Ambispora leptoticha is the source of this 471-nucleotide messenger RNA. The record is from the annotation of a GenBank genome assembly. NCBI's taxonomy places the organism in Eukaryota, Fungi, Glomeromycota, Glomeromycetes, Archaeosporales, Ambisporaceae.
CUAUGGCUACAACAACUACAGGAUACAGCAAACAUCAAUACAUCUAUUCUUUCACAACUUCUGGUCUUCUCAACCAUACAAACUCAUACACAAACCUGCCAAACGAUACUAGCACUACAUGCACUUGGAUUACAAACCUCAUGCAAUAAAAACAACUGGCCUCUUCCAAAAGAAUUCACUGGUACUUCAAUAAACCAGAUCCUUUUAUGCCACCCUAGAGCUUCUUACUUCAAAGAGAAACUAAACAACCACAAUGUCUUCAGUAUUGAACAAUUUUUAAAUACAACUAAUACUGAACUUCUAGAGUGGAAUAACUUUCACCACAAUAUCAAGAAAAUAUCUAGAGGUCGAUGUUUACGCUGGUUCUAUACAAUUCAAGACCUAAUAGCAGGUGCUACAAAUCCUUUAUCAAUAUCUCUACGUUUAAACUCUCAUACUUUAACUGACUGGACCCAUAACAAAAAAAGCUGA